This is a messenger RNA of Pteropus alecto (black flying fox), 5098 nucleotides long. It is a transcript of the gene TIGD6, whose product is annotated as tigger transposable element derived 6. Gene Ontology annotation, molecular function: DNA binding. Bases 776 to 2350 code for a protein of 524 amino acids. Gene Ontology annotation, cellular component: nucleus. The record is from RefSeq and is a predicted model, not a curated record. The transcript has 2 exons. NCBI's taxonomy places the organism in Eukaryota, Metazoa, Chordata, Mammalia, Chiroptera, Pteropodidae.
CUGCGCGGCUCACAUUCCCGGAGGCGCCCCGCCUGGAGGCUCGACGAGGGGGCUGGCCGGCGCACUUGCGCUCCCCGCUGUCGGCGAGAGGCGGCUCCAGUCGUGACAGUGGCAACAAGGAAGUGGAGGCGAGAGCUCGCGCGCGCAUCCCGGGGGCUGGAGGAGCCCCGGCCCCGCGGCCCCGCCCAGCGACACACGGUGCGGAGUCGCGACAGCCCCUUUCGCUCCCGCACCUUGGAGUCGCGAUAUGGGGUCUUGGAGGGAGGGUGUGGGAGGACAGGUUCGCUCCGCAGGCUCUUCACCGACGCCUGCCGAGGGCCCCGGGGGGGUCAAGCCCCGGGGAGCCCGAGGAAGACUGCAGAUACACGGGCGUCGCCGCGGCACCGGUUCGGCGGUGGCAGCAGCAGCGGUACCAGCACACACCUAGGAUCGCCUGGGAGACCCGUCCCGGCGGCCCUCGCGGCGCACCGGAAGCGGCCCGUCGCGCGUGACUGCGUGAAACCCUUUGCGCAAGCGCAGCAGUCCAGCCCUAGCUGAGGGGCGGGCCCAUAGGUACUGCUUAGAGGCUUAGAUGGGGGCUGCUAAGGCGGACGGACUGCUUCCGGCCAGAGGUUUCGGGAGGAGGAGAAAGCUGCGGCUACCCGCGGUGGGACGCCCGGGCUGCUUUGCCCCCAUUGACGUAGGGCGUUCAGUUUUCCACACUUGUGGCAAAACAAAGCACGUGAAGGAGUGGACACAGCCCUGGUAGUUGUGGCCCAGCCCUCAUUCUGCAGAUAUGGCAAACAAGGGGAACAAGAAACGUCGGCAGUUCUCCCUGGAGGAGAAAAUGAAAGUUGUAGAAGCUGUAGACUCAGGUAAGAGGAAAGGUGAUGUGGCAAAAGAAUUUGGUAUCACCCCUUCUACUUUGUCUACAUUCUUAAAGGAUCGUGCCAAAUUUGAAGAAAAGGUGCGGGAGGCAUCUGUGGGACCACAGCGGAAAAGGAUGAGGAAUGCUCUCUAUGACGACAUUGAUAAGGCUGUUUUUGCUUGGUUUCAAGAAAUUCAUGCCAAAAACAUUCUCGUGACUGGUUCUGUCAUUCGGAAAAAAGCACUAAAUUUGGCCAACAUGCUUGGCUAUGACAAUUUUCAAGCAAGUGUGGGCUGGCUGAACAGAUUUAGGGAUCGACACGGAAUUGCGUUGAAAGCAGUCUGUAGAGAGGAUAGUGACAGAUUAAUGAAUGGUCUAGGAAUAGAUAAGGUUAACGAAUGGCAUGCAGGGGAAAUUAUAAAACUGAUUGCUGACUACAGCCCAGAUGAUAUCUUUAAUGCUGACGAGACAGGAGUGUUUUUCCAGUUGCUUCCCCAGCACACGCUGGCUGCUAAAGGGGACCAUUGUAGAGGGGGCAAGAAAGCAAAGCAGCGAUUGACAGCACUCUUUUGUUGCAAUGCUUCAGGGACUGAAAAAAUGAGACCAUUGAUUGUUGGUAGGUCAGCCAACCCACAGUGCCUCAAGAACGUCCAUUCCCUCCCUUGUGACUAUCGAGCCAACCAGUGGGCAUGGAUGACACAGGAUCUGUUUAAUGAGUGGCUGAUGCAAGUGGAUGCCAGGAUGAAGCAGGCAGAGCGCCGGAUCCUCCUGCUGAUCGACAACUGCUCUGCUCACAAUAUGCUUCCACGCUUGGAAAGGAUUCAGGUGGGUUAUUUGCCCUCAAACUGUACUGCCGUCCUGCAGCCACUGAAUCUUGGCAUAAUUCACACCAUGAAAAGGCUGUACAGGAGCCGCCUUCUAAAACAAAUCCUCCUCAAGCUCAGCAGCAGUGAGGACCAAAGAAAAGUGAACAUCAAGCAGGCCAUUGACAUGAUUGCUGCAGCAUGGUGGUCAGUCAAGCAGUCCACAGUGGUGAGAUGCUGGCAGAAGGCAGGCAUCGUCCCUAUGGAAUUGACAGAUUCUGACAAAGAAACAGCAGCCAGUGAACCAGAUACUGCUAUUGAAAAAUUGUGGCACUCAGUGGCUAUUGCCUCCUGUGUCCCAAAUGAAGUGAAUUUCCAGGACUUUGUCACUGCAGAUGAUGACCUCACCAUCUCUCAGGAGCUGAUAGACACAGAGGUCAUUCAGAACACGGUGGCUGGUGAAAAUACUGAUGAAGCCGGAAGUGAAGAUGAAGGGGAGGUGUCUUUACCACAGCAGCCAAAAAUCACCAUCACAGAGGCCAUCUCAAGUGUACAGAAACUUAGAUGGUUCCUUUCCACUUGUGUAGAUGUUCCUGAUGCCAUUUUUGGACAGCUUAAUGGCAUAGAUGAAUAUUUAAUGAGAAGAGUGACACAAACUCUUGUCGAUUCUAAAAUUACAGAUUUUCUCCAAACAAAAUAAUGUAGGCAUUAUUUUGCCUCUUACUUUGGAAGAUGUAGUUUACAAGAAUCUUUAAAUCUUUUAGACUUCUUUAGAUAGGAUAUGGAACUUAAAUUUUAAACAUUACAUGACAACAUUAUAGUCCUCUGAAAUAAUCAGGAAAUUUUCUUGAAUGGAAGUUGGAAAUGAAAUUUGACUAAUAUGUUCUCUUUUGAUUAAUCCAAUGGUUCCCAAACGUGUCUGCACCUUAGGAUCACUUGAGGAUCUUUAAAAAAUGUCCAGAGCCCAGAUCAUAUCCCAGACCAAUUAAAUCAUAAUCUCUGGUGAUGGAUCACAGGCAUUAAUAGAUUUUGAAGCUUCCCAAGUGAUUUCAAUAUGUACAGAAAAGUCUGGGAACUAUUGGAUUAACCACAAGAAGAUGAAACACACUGUGGGCCUGGAACCAACUUUUUCCCAAUAAGUCUAGCUCAUUGGUUUCCAAAUUUUAGCUCACUUCACUUCAAAGUCAUUUGGAAGCCUUGCUAAAACCCAAAUUGCUGGGCUCUAACUUCAGAGUUUCUGAUUCAAUGAGUCUUAGGUGGGGCCCAAGAAUUUGCAGUUCUAAUAAGUUCCCAGGUGAUGCUGAUGUGGUUCGGGGUCCAUACUUUGAGAACCACUGUCUAGCAGGAAUCUAGCACGUCUGUCUUCAGCUGGCUACCUGUAUACUCCCCAUCACUGUCAAAAAAAAAAAAAUUAUCUGUUCUGACUACAGAGAUGUUAACUCUUUUCUGCUAAUUUGGUGAUUUUAGAAUCUUCUUAGCUAUUCUCUUGACUGCCCCGCCAGUUAGCCAAGUAUUCAGUAGAGGUACAUUCAUCUGUGCCCAAAGAAUUAACAGGAGCCAUCUAGCCUAUUAAAACUUAUUGUAGUGCUUCAGGCUUAUUAUUAGUAAGGAGUUGGGGUACAGCAAAAUAAGGUGCAUUAAAGAGGAGACGUGAUAUGCUCUGGGAGGCGGGGUAUAAUAUCAGAGAAUCCUAUUAGGAUCAUGGGAGAGAACAUAUAACCCAGUGCAUCUCUUUCCAGAUAACGUAAGAGGAAAGUUUGGCGAGAGAUGGCUGAGUGAGAGUGUUUGGAUCAUCCCCUGUUUGGAUUAUUCACAGUUUUCCUCUCCACACAUGUAAUCCAGCCUAGACCAUGUAAUUAGGAUGGGGCACUCAACAUUUGCUUUCACUAAAAGUACUUCAUAAAUAAGCUUUAUUCCUUUGUGUUUGUUCUUUGGGGAAGUCUGCUAGAGCAGAGUUGAUUUUAAAUUAUUUAAAACUCUAAGUUUAUAAUCAAAUUUAUAUUAAAGUUUGUUUCCUAUAGAGAAGACAUUCUUAAUAUCUUUCAUAACUCUCAUAUCUAUUCCUAAUAAGUCAGAUAAAUGCCAGUUUCAUUUUUAGAAGGUACUCACAAUACAUGUUAGUGUUGUAGUGUAGUUUUUUUCCCCCCUUCAGGUUAAUUUUGCGGCUAUUUCAGAAACACAGCAAUUCAGUUAUUUUUCUUUCUGUAGUUACUUAAACAGUUGUAUAAAGCAGAUUAGUCGUAGAAAGUUCUGCUUCCACAUUGAAUUAGUCGUAGAAGGUUCUUCCACGUUGAACAAAACAACAAUAAUCACACACACACAAAAAACCAGCAGAUGUUUAAAUGGAUGUUUUUGAAAGCUUAUUUGGAUAUUUUUCCUUUUAAAAUAGUAUAAUUUGAAUUAAAAGUACUACACAUAUUUAAAAUUUUUAACACUUAGGAGAGGAAAACAAUGCCUUCUGGAUAAGUUCUGUGGUUCUUCUAUCUCAUUGGCAGCACCUUAAUUGCUUUCAUCUGUGUCAGGACUACUGCCCUCCCCCCCCAAUUUCCUCACCUUUCUCCUUAUGUCUGUUUUCUGAUGUCCAUUUUGUACUUAAUGUUAAUCUAUUUAUCUGUUGGGAUCACACCGUUUCCCCUGCCUGUCUGUGGUGGUUCUCAAAUGCCUAAAAAAUCAGACUAGAUUUUUUCAGCUGAGUUUUAGCACCUUUCGAGUUGACUACAACCUGCAUUUCCAACUUGGUUGCUCAGUACAAUCCAGUGUCUGUGCUGCCCCAGAAUAGGCCAUUGUCUUCCUUCACUCCAUACCCAUGUCUGCUAGUGUGCCUUUGCCUGAAUGCCUCGUCCUGCUCUCUACCAAGCUAGGCCCUACACAUUCUUCAAGAACUAACUGGAGUCUUCUUUCUUCCACCCUUUCUUGAAGACUCACCACACUUCUUUCCUCAAUUCCUCAGUACUUCUUGUUUCUAUCACUGAGUUAAGCACUUGAAUGUUUUAUAAGUUCUGUGGCUCUUUAACUAGACUGUAAGCUCCAUGAGAGCAGGGACCAGUCAGCCUUUUGUUACCUUAAUGGUGUGUAGCACUGUGCUGGGCACAUCAUAUGCACUUCAAUAAACAUUUGUGUAUAAAUUGAUAGACACGUAAUGUGUCAUAGCCACCUUUUAAAGCUGUAUGAAGCAUCGAUUGUACUAGAAAAUGAAUUGGAGGUAAGGUAAAGUUGUCUUCUAUUUAAAAGGAUUUGCAAAAAUUUUCCAUGAAUAUCAUUGCUUCAAAUGUUAUUCCAGUCCAGGAUAACCUGUCCUUUGAUAAUGAAUUCUAGUAUGUAAACUUGUUCCCUUCCAUUGAAUGUCAUUGUGAGAUUCUCCGUUUACACACAUAAGACUUUAGCAUGAAAAGCUUUUUCUAAGUGCCUUGCAUAUAGUAGUAUUCAGUAAAUAUGUGCUUAAAACAUU